AUAAUUUCAUUUGAUCAAAAUAUAAGCACUGUCACAAAACUCAGACACGCACUUGUAUAUUAUAUAUCUUAUCAAUCAGACAAUCACUAUAUUCUUAAAAUCACACAAUUUGAGUAGAAAACAGUCGGAAAUGGAAGCAAGAAGUCUCCUCCGCCGCAGCUUCUUCGUCUUCUCCGCCGUCCUACUCAUACUCUUCUCUCUCUCCAUCCUCCCAUCGCCGCCGUCCCACAAGGCGGCGCUGCUAGAUUGCGCAAUCCACUCCUCCCUCUGCAACUUCAAGAACCGCAUCCAUUCCAAGAGACCCGGUUUCCUCCAAACACCCACAAACCCCACGCGCCGCCGCCACUCCGCCUCCGUCCCUCACCACCCCCUCGACCCCCUGACACUGACGGAGAUCAACCGGGUCAAGGAAAUAGUCCAGAAGCACGAUUUCUUCAGAAACAAAGCCUACGCACUCCACUCCGUAGUUCUCGAGGAGCCGGAAAAGCAGACGGUGCUCCGGUGGAGGAAGGGGGACCCGCUUCCGCCGCGGAAGGCCGCCGUCGUAGCGCGUGCCGGCGGGGAGUCGCUCGUGCUGACGGUGGAGUUGGGCUCCGGCGAGGUGGUCCGCCACGAAAUCUCGGGGCAGCCGUCGGGUUACCCAACCAUGACGGUGGAGGACAUGACGUCGGCGACGUGGGCCCCGCUGGCCAGCGCCGAUUUCAAUCGGACGGUGGUGGCGCGCGGCGUCGAUUUGGCGGACCUUGCCUGCCUGCCUCUUUCGACGGGAUGGUUCGGCAAGAGUGAGGAGAACAGACGGUUGGUAAAAGUUCAAUGCUACUCCACCAAAGACACUGCAAAUUUUUACAUGAGGCCAAUCGAAGGCCUAACCGUUGUAGUCGAUUUAGACAGCCACGAAGUUUUAGAAAUCACAGACAAGGGCAAAAACAUACCCAUACCAAAUGCAGGCAACACGGAUUAUCGUUUCGCGGCUCAAAAUUCGUACCAGAGGCUAGUGAAUCCCAUAUCGCUGGAGCAACCGAAAGGGCCGAGCUUCACGGUGGAGGACGACCAUUUGGUCAAGUGGGCAAACUGGGAAUUUCACCUCAAGCCCGACCCGAGGGCCGGUGUCAUCAUCUCGCGGGCCAUGAUGCGCGACCCCAUGACCGGCGAGAUGAGGAAUGUAAUGUACAAAGGGCUCACGUCGGAGCUCUUUGUGCCGUAUAUGGACCCUACGGAUGCUUGGUACUUCAAGACGUAUAUGGAUGCAGGGGAGUACGGGUUCGGGCUGCAGGCGAUGCCCCUCGACCCGCUCAACGAUUGCCCGAGGAAUGCCUAUUAUAUGGACGGCGUGUUUGCCGCCGCUGAUGGGACGCCCUACGUUAGGUCUAGCAUGGUUUGUGUGUUCGAGAGCUAUGCAGGGGACAUAGCGUGGAGGCACGCCGAGAGCCCUAUCACCGGAAUGGAGAUUCGGGAGGCGAGGCCGAAGGUGACGCUGGUGGUGCGUAUGGCGGCAUCCGUCGCGAACUACGACUAUAUUGUGGAUUGGGAGUUCCAAACGGAUGGACUAAUUAGAGUCAAGGUUGGCCUAAGUGGAAUACUGAUGGUGAAAGGCACUACUUAUUCCAACACGAACCAAGUUAACAAUGAAGAGGACCUAUACGGCACGCUCUUGUCGGAGAACGUGAUCGGCGUCAUCCACGACCACUUCAUCACCUUCUACCUCGACAUGGACGUCGACGGCGCCAACAAUUCCUUCGUCAAAGUCAAUCUCCAACGCGAGUACGCCUCGCCAGCCGAGUCCCCCCGGAUGAGCUACUUGAAGGCCGUCAGGAAGGUGGCCAAGACGGAGAAAGACGCUCAAGUCAAGAUCAAACUCUACGAUCCAUCCGAGUUCCACGUCGUGAACCCUACCAAGAAGACGAGGGUGGGGAACCCCGUGGGGUACAAGCUCGUCCCCGGUGGCACCGCAGCUAAUCUGCUCGAUCCCAUCGAUCGCCCCCAGCAACGGGGCGCCUUCACCAACAACCAGAUAUGGGUCACGCCUUACAACGCCUCCGAGCAAUGGGCCGGGGGCGCGUUCGUGUCCCAGAGCCACGGCGACGACACUCUACAAGUGUGGUCUAACAGGGACAGGAGCAUAGAGAAGAAGGAUAUUGUGGUGUGGUACACAUUAGGGUUCCAUCAUAUUCCAUGCCAAGAAGACUUCCCCAUUAUGCCCACCGUGUCGUCGAGCUUCGAUCUUAAGCCCGUGAAUUUCUUCGAAAGCAAUCCCAUUCUUAACAUUCCUCCAAACUUUGAGAGUGAUCUUCCUGUUUGUAAAGCUGAUGCAUCAGCUUAAUUAUUAGGUAUCUAGUUGUGUAUAGGAAAUUAUUGAUGCUGCACGAAUUGAGAGCUAUAUCCGUUUUCUUGCGUAUAGUUUGAAUUGAAAAUAAGAUAUGCACUCUGUUUUUA
Molecule: messenger RNA, 2433 nt
Organism: Salvia miltiorrhiza (redroot sage)
Lineage: Eukaryota; Viridiplantae; Streptophyta; Magnoliopsida; Lamiales; Lamiaceae
Product: amine oxidase [copper-containing] gamma 2-like
Exons: 5
Coding region: 131-2320 (729 amino acids)
Biological process (GO): amine metabolic process
Molecular function (GO): primary methylamine oxidase activity; copper ion binding; quinone binding
Source: RefSeq, a predicted model, not a curated record